Molecule: messenger RNA, 213 nt
Organism: Arctia plantaginis
Lineage: Eukaryota; Metazoa; Arthropoda; Insecta; Lepidoptera; Erebidae
Source: the annotation of a GenBank genome assembly
AUGUUCCUAUGCCUUCGUCACCUGCGCCAGAACCAGUUGUUGAUUCUGAAGCCACCAGGAGACAUGCGCAGAGCAUUCGAGAGUUUCGGUAGACCAGUCGCGCGACCGGCAGAGGAACCAGUCGCGGGGGCUAAAGAGAGCGCCCCUAGCAACGAUCAGCUGUUCCCCUUGCUACGUGCGGCUGUUUGCAACUAUUGCGAUCUCAAUUACUGA